Molecule: messenger RNA, 3624 nt
Organism: Salvia splendens (bonfire salvia)
Lineage: Eukaryota; Viridiplantae; Streptophyta; Magnoliopsida; Lamiales; Lamiaceae
Product: putative receptor-like protein kinase At3g47110
Exons: 5
Coding region: 81-3500 (1139 amino acids)
Biological process (GO): protein phosphorylation
Molecular function (GO): protein kinase activity; ATP binding; protein binding
Source: RefSeq, a predicted model, not a curated record
AACCUCUCAAAAUAUCUCAAUUAGAAUUAUUUAGAAAUAAAUAUAUCUCGACUUCAUCUCAUGUAAAUACACAGAUAAUAAUGAAGACUAAUAUCCUUAUACUUACCAUUUUAACCCUAAUCACCUUCACACAAACCUCAUGCCGAAAAACCCUCAAUCUCACAACCGAUCAACACACACUACUCUCUUUCAAACACACCAUUUCUUCAUCACAUCCCAAUUCCAUCUUGGCCACGAGCUGGUCCACCAACACACCCACAUGCCGCUGGCGAGGCGUCUCGUGCGGCGCCAAACACCGCCGCGUCACGGCCCUAAACCUCUCCUCCUUCGGCCUACGUGGAAGCCUCCCUCCACAUCUCGGAAACCUAACGUUUCUCCAAUUAUUAGAUCUCAGCUCCAACCGCUUCACCGGCCCCAUACCCUCUCACCUCUCUAAACUGCGUCGUUUAAAGAUGAUCAACUUAGGGUCCAACAACUUCACCGGACAAGUACCGUCGUGGCUCGGAGCCUUUUCCGAUCUGCAAUACGUGCGGCUGAGCAACAACAGCUUCUCGGGGGAGAUACCUUCGUCUCUGUUCAAUGCUUCCUCUCUGAUUGAGAUUAAUAUGAGAUAUAAUAUGCUAUCGGGGAAGCUUCCGGAUGAUAUAUGCAGUAAUAGUCGGAAAUUGGAAGCUCUGUUUCUCACCGGGAAUCGGCUCAAUGGGGAGAUUCCGGCGAAUAUAUAUAAGUGCAGAGAGCUUCAAGAUUUGCGGUUGCCUAUUAAUAGUUUCAGCGGUAGGAUUCCGGUUGAAAUUGGGAAUUUGAGCAUGCUUACGGUUUUAUCUCUUGGGAUGAACCAUUUCGAAGGAGGAAUACCGGCUGAAAUAGGAAUGCUUUCUGAAUUAGAGAGAUUAUCCAUCCCUAGCGCUUCCCUAACUGGAAAUAUUCCAAAUUCUUUCUUCAACUUUUCGUCUAUGAUAUUGAUGGAUCUCAGCAACAAUAGUUUAUCUGGAACUAUAUCAAUAGUCACUUUCCACAUCCUCCCUAAAAUUCAAGAAUUGUAUCUUCUAUAUAACCACUUGACAGGUGUUGUGCCAAAGGAAUUUGGAAACUCAACUUCCUUGACAACUUUGGAUCUUGCUUAUAACCGAUUGACAGGUGAAUUACCAGAAGAACUUGGUAACCUGGUAAAUCUUGAGAUGUUUGCAGCUUCCUUCAACGAUUUCUUAUAUGGAACCAUACCAUCUUCCAUAUUUAACAUUUCAUCAUUGAAGGUCUUAUCUCUUCAGCAGAACAAUUUCUCAGGAAACCUCCCUCCAUUUAUGGGACUCUCCCUCUCCAAACUCCAAGAGCUUUAUCUAUACUUUAACAAGCUCAGCGGAAAAAUCCCAAGCUCCAUCACCAACGCUUCUCAACUUAUUGUCAUAGAAUUGAACAGAAAUACAUUCACUGGCUCCAUCCCAGACUUUGGUAAUUUAAGACUCUUGAAAGCACUUCGACUUUGGGAAAACAAUUUGACAGGAGCUGAAUCUCCCCAUCAAGUGAUAAGAUUUCUCUCUUCAUUAGCUAACUGUCGCGAUUUACAAUACUUGGAAAUAUCAGACAAUCCACAAAUGAAUGGGAUCCUCCCGGCCUCCAUUGGGAAUUUAUCUACUGAUCUUGUCACUUUUGCAGCAUCAAACUGUAAUAUAAAAGGUUCUAUUCCUCACGGGAUUGUAAACUUAAGUAGUUUGCAUGGUUUGUAUCUUCACCAAAAUCAUCUCACAGGAGAUGUUCCAAUACAUAUAGGAAACUUGAAGCAACUUGAAGGUAUAAACCUUGGUACAAAUCAUCUUCAGGGGUUCAUCCCUCAUGGUCUUUGCCAAAUGAGAAUUCUCAACUUGUUGAACUUGAGUGAGAAUAUUUUCACAGGUGAUGUGCCUGGAUGUUUGGGAAGGAUUAGAACCUUAAGGGAGGUGUAUUUGGAUUCAAACAAGUUGAAUUCCACCAUACCUCUUGAAUUAUGGAAUCUCGCAGAUCUUACGAGUCUAAACUUGUCCUCAAACUAUUUGAAUGGUGAAUUAUCAUCUCAAGUUGGUCGCUUGAAGGCUAUCAAUGAGCUAGACUUGUCUUGCAACCAAUUUUCAGGUGAUAUUCCUAGCUUGAUUGCGGGGUGCACUUCUUUGGAGUUCUUGUCUUUGUCGAAUAAUACGUUUGGAGGAUCUAUACCCCAAUCUUUCGAGAAUAUGAGAUCAUUGAACGAGUUAUAUCUAUCUCAUAACAAUCUCUCUGGUGUUAUACCAAAGAAUUUGGCUAACCUGGACCUCAUGUAUCUUGAUGUAUCUUACAACAAGUUGGAAGGGGAGAUUCCAAAUGGAGGGUGUUUCAUUAACUUCAAUGCUGAAUCGUUUGCUCAGAACUAUGCUCUUUGUGGUGUUGAAAGAUUUGGGGUACUAACUUGUGCGAAAAAACAUGCUAAAUCAAGACUGAAGAGUGUUGCUGAGUUGUUGAAGUAUAUUUUGCCACCUGUGCUUUCAGCUUUGAUAUUGGUAGCUUUUGCAGUUAUGGUAAUAAGGCGAUGCAGGCCAAAAAAAUUACCAUAUCAAGAUGAUACUUCAGUAGGUGAUGCUUGGAGGAGAGUUUCGUACUUAGAGCUUGUGCGUGGAACUAAUUCUUUCAGUGAAACGAGUCUGCUUGGACGAGGAAGCUUUGGUUCAGUAUUCAAAGCGAUGCUUUCUGAUGAUUUGGAUGUUGCGGUGAAGGUCUUUGAUAUGCAAUCGGAAGGAUCUAUGAAGAGUUUUGAGACUGAGAGCCGGAUACUAAGUAACAUUCGACAUAGGAACUUGCUUGGGAUAAUUGGUUGUUGUAGUAACGUUGAGUUCAAAGCGUUGAUUCUUGAGUACAUGCCUAAUGGGAGUUUGGAGAAUUGGCUACAUUCUGAAAAUUGUUGGUUGGAUUUACUGCAGAGGGUGAAUAUAGCAAUUGAUGUAGCACUGGCCUUGGAGUAUCUGCAUCAUGGCUAUACAUUCCCCAUUGUUCAUUGUGAUAUAAAGCCGAACAAUGUGUUGCUUGAUAAGGAUAUGACUGCUCGUGUUGGUGAUUUUGGUAUUUCCAAGCUUUUUGAUGAAGGGCAGACUGAGGUUCUGACUAAAACAUUGGCAACUAUCGGAUAUGCAGCACCAGAGUAUGGAUCGGAAGGAAAGGUAUCCACGAACGGAGACGUGUAUAGUUAUGGUAUAAUGCUCUUAGAGAUGUUGACCGGGAAGAAGCCCACGGAUGAUAUAUUCACUGGAGAAAUGAGCUUCAAAGAGUGGAUUGGCGAAGCAAUACAAGAAAAUGCAGUAAGUGAAGUUACAGAACAUGGGUUGCUAGCAAGAGAAGAUAGGCAUUUCAAUGAAAAAGAGGGAUGUGUGUCAUCUAUUUUUCAUGUUGCAAUCAAAUGUUUAGUCAUUUCACCACAUGAAAGAAUCAACAUGAUUGAAGCAGCAGCAACUCUCAAGAAAGUAAGAGCCACACUUUUAGCAGGAACCACAAGGCGUUAGUAAUCUCAAAGUGUCUCUUUUUUAAAGUCUGUGCAUAAAUUCCUCCAGAUCUUACUUAAAAUUUGGAAUACAAUGCAUAGUCAACACUUGUAGCUGAUUUUAUUCCUAUUUAUUUUUUGCUGAA